Penicillium soppii is the source of this 390-nucleotide messenger RNA. RefSeq lists its product as uncharacterized. The transcript has 2 exons. Bases 1 to 390 code for a protein of 129 amino acids. NCBI's taxonomy places the organism in Eukaryota, Fungi, Ascomycota, Eurotiomycetes, Eurotiales, Aspergillaceae. Gene Ontology annotation, molecular function: catalytic activity. The record is from RefSeq and is a predicted model, not a curated record.
AUGCAGGCCCACCAAGGCGAAGGAGAGUCAAUUCUACUCCUAGUGGCGGACUGGGGCUUGUCAAGCUUAGUGCCACGGGGGACCAUCACCUACGAGCAGGGCCCACAGCGGUCGAUCAUUGACCUUGUCCUCACAUCGAGGGGCUUGGGUAAACGGAUGACACAGUGUCGCAUUCAUCCGGUUGAACAUGGGUCAGAGCACCGUGCAAUUGAGACGACCUUCCCAAGUGACGCGACACUCUCCCUGGCUGAGCUAGAAGACACCGCAUCAUACCUGAGGAGACAGUACCACCGCGCGAUCCGGGACGCGAAGCGUCGACAUUGGCGAGAGUUCCUGAAUAACACCGACACCAUAUGGAAAGCGGCGCAGUAUCUUGAGCCUGGGGAAUAA